AUGGCGUCAAAUUACUCGUUCCAAUACUUCAACGUCCGGUUUCCCGAUGAGAGUCCAUAUGUCGCUCAUGUGGAGAUCAAUCGGGCAGAGAAGAUGAAUGCUUUCUUCGAGGCCAUGUGGCUGGAGCUACGACAGGUCUUCAAUCAGCUGUCGGAAGACUCGUCUGUUCGAGCAAUCGUCCUGAGUGGCGCGGGCGAAAAGGCAUUCACCGCUGGCUUGGAUGUCAAGGCUGCGUCUCAGGGAGGGGCCCUCGCUGGGGAGGCCAGCGUUGAUCCCGCCCGCAAAGCGGUUCAUCUGCGCCGCCACGUCCUUGAGUUCCAGGACUGUAUCACUGCCGUGGAGCGCUGUGAGAAGCCCGUCAUUGUUGCGAUGCACGGUUUUGCUCUUGGUCUCGCCAUCGAUCUCUCCACCGCGGCUGAUGUGCGUCUGUGCUCCAAGGACGUGCGGUUUGCCGUCAAGGAAGUUGAUAUCGGUAUCGCGGCCGAUAUUGGCACCCUCAGUCGCCUUCCCAAGGUGGUGGGCAAUUUCAGCUGGGUGAAGGAGGUUGCGUUGAGCGCGCGCAUCUUUGGUGCUGACGAGGCACUCCGGGUUGGCUUUGUGAGUGCGGUGUAUGAGAAUCGCGCGGCAACGAUCGCGGCUGCCCUCAAACUCGCGACAUUGAUCGCAUCCAAGAGCCCCGUGGCGGUCCAGGGGACCAAGGAACUUUUGAACUGGUCGCGCGACCACACUGUGCAGGACGGUCUGCGUUACACGGGCGUGUGGAAUAGCGCAGCCCUGCAGACAGGUGACGUCUCAGCCGCUCUUUUGUCGGGCCUGCAGAAACGCACCCCCACCUUCGAAAAGCUCUAG
Messenger RNA from Penicillium oxalicum, 849 nucleotides. RefSeq names its product enoyl-CoA hydratase/isomerase family protein. Gene Ontology annotation, cellular component: mitochondrion. Lineage: Eukaryota; Fungi; Ascomycota; Eurotiomycetes; Eurotiales; Aspergillaceae. The transcript has 2 exons. Bases 1 to 849 code for a protein of 282 amino acids. The record is from RefSeq and is a predicted model, not a curated record. Gene Ontology annotation, molecular function: delta(3,5)-delta(2,4)-dienoyl-CoA isomerase activity.